Pollicipes pollicipes is the source of this 2125-nucleotide messenger RNA. Its product is annotated as ADP-dependent glucokinase. Gene Ontology annotation, cellular component: endoplasmic reticulum. Bases 275 to 1270 code for a protein of 331 amino acids. The transcript has 8 exons. Gene Ontology annotation, biological process: glucose metabolic process. Gene Ontology annotation, molecular function: ADP-specific glucokinase activity. NCBI's taxonomy places the organism in Eukaryota, Metazoa, Arthropoda, Thecostraca, Pollicipedomorpha, Pollicipedidae. The record is from RefSeq and is a predicted model, not a curated record.
CCGCGGCCGCGCGUCGCUGUUGGCUACGGCGGCUGCAUGGACCUGUUCGCACGCGCGCUGCACGUGCUGGACGGCGGCAAGUGCGCCGUGCGCGCCAGCCACCACGGCUUCCUGCACGAUCGCGUCCCAGCUGCAUCAGACGUUCCUCUACUUCUUCCAGCACGGCGCCGCCGCCGAACGGUACGUCUCGGACGCGGACCUGUUCGCCGAGCUGGUGGCGGCGGCUCGCAGUGCGCCCGAUGCCCGCUACGUGGUGGGCGGCAACGCGCCCGUGAUGGCGGCCCGGUUCGCGCGCGAGGGCUGCUCGGUGCUGCUGGGCAGCGGCCGCUACCCGGGCCAGCAGGUGCCCGAGGACGUGCGCGUGGUGGGGCCGGAGGCGGCGCGACCCGACGUCCACCUGAUCCUCGAGUACGGCGCCGACGCCAGCUGGUGCGGCCACACCACCACCCGCGCCAACAGGUUUAUUAUUCACAGCGACGUGGCCAAUCCCACGAUCUCUGCUCUGGAGGAUUUCGGCGAGGCCUUGAAGAAGUUUGACCCGGACCUGCUCGUGGUCUCGGGACUCCAGAUGAUGGAUAACUUCCCAUUCGAGAAGGGCGCGCGGCCCGAGCGCCUGCGCCUGCUGCGGGACCAGAUGCGCUCACAGCCGGCCCGCACCAAGAUCCACUUCGAGAUGGCCAGCUUCGCUGACACCGGCUUGCUGCGCGAGAUGAUGCAGAUGGUCACGCCUUACGUCGACUCCAUGGGCAUGAACGAACAGGAGCUGCCGAACCUGCACAGCAUGGUGCUGUACGGCAACGUGAGCCUGGUGUCAGACGCCAACCCGCGCGUCGCCACCGUGCUGGACCAGAUGCGCACCGUCAUGAGGGUGCUGGGUGAGGAGGCGCCGGCCGAGCCCGGCCGCCGGCCGCUCUCUCGCCUGCACGUGCACACGCUGGCCUUCCAGGCCAUCAUGACGCGCCGCGACGGCAUCUGGAGCAACUCGAUGUCGGCGGCGGCGCGCGCCUCACUCACCGCCCACCGCCACAUCUGCGGCACGAAACAGGUGGACACAAGAAAGGCGCGCCUCAUCAUGGACGAGAGCUUCUCAGUGUCUGGCGAGCCGGGCAGCCGACGGGUGCCGUUCGACCCGGCCCGGCCUGUCAGCUGCUGGAACGAGGGACUCUACGAGAUGUGCGUGGCGCCUGUGCUGGUCUGCACGGAGGUGUACCAGACGGCGGGCGGCGGCGACAACAUCUCGUCGGCCGGCCUGGUGCCGCAGAUCCUCUGACGGGCGGCUGAGGAACAUGCCGGCCCGCUGUUGGCUGACGCGGCCUGGCGGCGGGGGCCGCGCCGGCUCGCAGCCGGCCGGGAACGGCCGGGACGGUUGGCUUUGUCCCGUCCGGACAAGCGUUGCACGAGGAGAUUGUGCGAAGAUGCCAGUUGGGACCAACAGGUCGGUGGUUUCCAAGCAGAUUAGGUGGCCUUUUUCGAGUUGUUUGGAAUGGGCACCGAAAUUAACGUCUCGGGGUGAAGCGUACCGUGAUAUGGGGCGAAUACUGAGCUCAGCACCAGACGCGGCGUGCCAGUCGCCUCGUCGCCGAAUGUGGUCAAAGUUCAGGUAAGAUCGCCAGCUCGUUAAACUAGUCUUGACUAUCAAAAUGCUGUGGCUUUUGCCAAGUGAUCAGGGCUGUUGUUCGGUUGGGAGGGGUGCGACUCGCCACGUGACCGGACCAUCCCGCUCGCUGCGCCUGUCGGAGGUGGCAGCGCGCUGAAACGAAGCGUCACGACAUGGUCAUCUCCCGGUGAUAUGUUCAAUGGACGGUGCCGUCCGUGAUACGUUGUCUUCGCUCGUAUGUGCACGUGUCCACCCAUUUGUGACCCCUGGGGUCAUCCAACGCGAUGAAAUCGGGCAGCAAGCGGGCGAUCAGGGUACUUACUGUAAGCAAAAUGCGGGGUGGACCCGGAGUGAGUGCCAUCAUUCCAAACGCUGCGCAGUCUGCCACGCCGGGACGCAUCGUUUAUUUGACCAGCCAGUCAUCCAUUCCGCUACGGCCGGGGGUUGGAUUCCCAUUUCAGCACGGUGUGCAUUAUUUUCUGUAUCCGUUUGUGUUCGGCGCGCCCGCGCAAUAGAAGUGACGAAAUA